Messenger RNA from Cynoglossus semilaevis (tongue sole), 4119 nucleotides. RefSeq names its product ciliogenesis associated kinase 1 (gene cilk1). Gene Ontology annotation, molecular function: ATP binding; protein kinase activity. Gene Ontology annotation, biological process: protein phosphorylation. The coding region runs from base 760 to 2718 and encodes 652 amino acids. The record is from RefSeq and is a predicted model, not a curated record. The transcript is spliced from 14 exons. Lineage: Eukaryota; Metazoa; Chordata; Actinopteri; Pleuronectiformes; Cynoglossidae.
UGGUAAAGUUUUGGGUGAUGAUCAAUCCAUGGUCACUGUGGCCUUUUUUCUACAAUAAUCUUUUACAUAAUGCAUGAGACGGUUCUGGACUUCAUAUGAGACAGCUUUACAUAACAAAAGCAAUUUUAGGGUUUACUAAAAAUUUCUGGAAAAACGAGAUGUAUAUCUUCACGUACUUCCGUCUUUGCACUGUCAUUACAUCGUUAAUUUAUUUACAUAACUGUAUGUAUGUUGUGUUAGUAUUUUAUUGUAACAUAUAUAAAAUGUACCCAGACAAUUUUAAACUAAUAACGUGUUAGAAAUACAAUUUAGAAGCUCAACGGAAGUACAACGCAUACACUUAAAUCUCGCGUUACAUAUUCUGAAGCUGUGAUUGCUUACAUUUAGUGUGAAUUGUCGCGAGACUACUAUCAUUGCCGUCACCCAGUUCCGAAACGGCCUUGCUGAGAUUUUAUAUUUUGUUGUGUUUUGAUGCGUAAUUUUUUCAUUUUGUGGCGGACUCCAUCAAUGCAGUUUUUACAUCCCUAAAACUACUUCCGCACAAGUAUUCGUUAUAAGUAGCAUACAGAUGCUUGGCUAAGUGCAUCUGUCAGUUUGGCGUGAGAGGAUUUAUAAAGGCACAUCCAUGGCACCAUGAGUCCUCCAGCCUGGCCCUCGGUCUCCUGCUGUUGUCACAGAAAAAUCUGGUUACAUUCAGCAGCAGGACACCAUCACUCAGAUGCUUUCAACUCAUGAUGACAUGGAAUUAGAAGAAGCAUAAUGGAUAGAUACACCAACAUCAGACAGCUGGGGGAUGGUACCUACGGCUCUGUCAUUCUCGGGCGCAGCCUGGAGUCAGGAGAACUUGUAGCCAUAAAGAAAAUGAAAAGAAAAUUCUACUCCUGGGAAGAAUGCAUAAACUUGCGUGAAGUCAAGUCAUUAAAAAAACUCAGCCACGCCAACGUGAUCAAGCUGAAGGAGGUGAUUCGAGAGAACGAUCACUUGUACUUCAUAUUCGAGUACAUGAAAGAAAAUUUAUAUCAGCUUAUGAAGGACAGGACUCGGUUGUUUCCUGAGUCUACAGUCAGAAAUAUCAUGUUUCAGAUCCUUCAGGGUCUGGCAUUCAUUCAUAAACAUGGUUUUUUUCACAGGGACAUAAAGCCUGAGAAUCUGCUAUGCAUGGGUCCAGAGCUGGUGAAAAUCGCUGACUUUGGACUCGUCCGUGAGAUCAGAUCUCGACCACCAUACACAGACUAUGUCUCCACCAGAUGGUACCGAGCUCCGGAGGUGCUGCUCAGAUCUACAUCCUACAGUUCUCCCAUAGACCAAUGGGCUGUUGGCUGCAUCAUGGCGGAGCUCUACACCCUCAAGCCUCUUUUUCCAGGUUCUAGUGAAGUAGACACCAUAUUCAAGAUUUGCCAGGUUUUGGGAACACCGAAGAAGAAUGAUUGGCCGGAGGGAUUCCAACUGGCCAGUGCCAUGAACUUCCGUUGGCCUCAGUGUGUUCCCAACAACCUUAAGACACUGAUCCCAAAUGCUAGUUCUGAUGCCAUACAUCUGAUGACAGACCUGCUUCAGUGGGAUCCUAAGAAGAGGCCGACCACUGUUCAGGCUCUAAGGUACUCUUAUUUCCAUGUGGGCCAGGCUUUGGGAACUCCUCAGCAGAUCCUGGAACAGGGUCGACCUCAGCCAGGUCCUGUGCAACUGCCGGCUCCUCUACAGGCCCAACAGAGUCUACAGCAGCAGCAGCAUCACCAACAGCCAUCUCUGCUGCUGAAGCCUGCGCCUCCCUCUCAGCCUCCACCUUCCAACCAUCACGUCUCCAUCUCCAGGCCUCUGCAGCAAAUUCAACCGUCCCCUGUACCUCCAGCUCCUCAGGCAACAGCGUACCAGCAGCACACAAAGUUGAUGCGAGGGCAGCAGCAGCCCAAACUCAUCGCAAAGCAAGAACUAACUGAGGAACACACACAUCAUCUACCAUAUAUUGUGGACAAGGGUCUCCACAGCAAGCAAACACGGCAGGAGUCAGAAAAUACCAACCUACUGAGCUAUCACCUGAAACCUAAAGGAGGAAGGCGCAGAUGGGGGCACGGCACAGGUCACCUCAAAGGUGACGACUGGGACGAGUACGAAGAACCAGAGCUGGCUUCGAUAAGCAUUCUGGGUAAAAACGAGUUCAGUUCAGAGAAGCCAACACAGAGUGAGGAGGUGCUCAGUAGAUAUGGAAAUGUGCUGGAUUUCAGUCGACCCCGUGGAAAAGAAGACGCACCUUUAAACCUGAACAGGACGACAGGCUCUCAAGAGCCGACGAGGACCACAUCCGCGAAGCAGCAUUAUCUAAGACAAUCCAGACAUCUACCUGGUAUUAGCACCAAGAAAAACGUCUCCAUGAAUGCCAGUAAAUACCUGGGCGGAAGCCAUCUUUGGGGGAACUGUACUAUUCCAUUUGGAGGGACUCUGCCCAGCAGAGGGGCUCAUGGAACAAACGUGGUCUCAGGUGGAUAUGUGCCAUCGUUUUACAAAAAAGACACUGGGUCUGCCGGUCACAGAGGACUCCCAGGUCCUUCAGCAGAUACGUCUGCGUCAAAUUAUGCAACAUGGCGAUCUGGUCGAAGUCACAUAAACACUUCCACCAACGUGCUUUCGGGUAAUGAAAGCAGCGCUGACUUGCUGCCCCGCCUGCCUGCACAGACCAUCCAUGGGCGAACAGACUGGUCUGCCAAAUACGGACACCGCUAGUGCGUGUCCUGCAGGAGAGAACUCUCUUUUUCUCCUCCAAAGACUAGGGCCUAUGUGUUUUGUAAUUGUAUUUUGUAUGUAAUAUGUUACGCAGCAAUAACACUGUUUCUUAGAGCGUUCUAUGGAUGUUGUAAAGUAUCGGCGUGUAAAUACCUUAAAAUGCAAAAAUGGCCAAAAGUUUCAGGCCAAUGUUCGCAGCUUACGUGUUGUAUAUUAUUUCUGUAAUUUCAGUAAUGUCCUCCAGGGGUGGCCAUUGUUUAAAGUUUGUUGUUGACAAACUGUUCUGCAUGCGGCAUACGCUACACUACCGUGUAUUUAUAUUGUUCUCAAUGACUUAUUUCAUUGAAACAUUAAAACGCUGUACCUUUUACCUUUGUUAUUGACUUUUUUUUAAUUUCUACUGUAUAUGUUUUAUUACAGAAACCUUUUUUGUAAUUUUUACAUUUUGUUUACCAUUAAACAGUGUUUUUUAUUUAUGUAAAAUAAAUAUAUUGCAAAUGAUUUCCACAUAUCAAUGUGUCAUAAAUUCAACAGGAAAUAAACCUAAUUUUAUGUCCUAUUUUCAUGGCAAAUGGUGUGUGAUUAUGUUAUUGUGUAUUUCUUUAUUUUAUUUUGUGCAUUGUCACGAACUCAACUGGGUUUUAUGCUUUUCAAAAAAUGUUAUGUGUAAUGUUAAUGAUAUAUUAAUGAUCAAAGGUGCAGCAUUUAUAUAGAGUGGAGGAUUAGAACCACAGUUUUGUAUUAAUUUCACCUCAUUAAUUUCCCUCAGAAGGUAAAGCUGAAGUUUUCUAUCAUUUGGUCGGAGUUUGGUUUAUAAAGAUGAAAAAAAUCAAAAAGGCAAUUAUGAAUAAAGAUCACAGGUCUGUUAGAAUAGACUAUUGCAGAAUAGACUAUUGCAGUGUAAAAUUCACCCAUUUAUCUUGGAAGUACAUAUCAUAUUUUUCUAUUCAAUAUGAUAUUUAAUCAUAUUUUCUCCAGCUAUUUAUAUAUAUAAAAUGUAUACAUUUUAAGCAACAAGUGCAACGAAGGUUUUGUGUACAGUGAAGGUUUUUUUGUACACUUUGUGUACAAUGUGUACAUUGUUAAAAUGAAUUCAAAAGUAAGGCAGACUGCCACGUGCAGCGCCUCAUUUGGAUGUGUCUGAAGCUUGGAGCUUGACUUCCCUACGUUUCUCCUACAAAUGGGCCUUGAGCUUGUUUGGAGGUUCUAGCAGGGGAGCGCAGCUACUGGUAUACCGAUGGAUGCUCGUCCGCCGGGGGGACACCGUCCUCUUCCACCGAGCGCGGAGCUUCGGGAGGGACACACAUGGAUCGUUGAGGGAGGAAGGGGACACCCGCCUAGCCAGCCAGAUCAGCCGAAUCAACCCUAGCGAUCAAUGGGGUGACAGAUGUCGCAGCCAGA